Molecule: messenger RNA, 3146 nt
Organism: Dunckerocampus dactyliophorus (ringed pipefish)
Lineage: Eukaryota; Metazoa; Chordata; Actinopteri; Syngnathiformes; Syngnathidae
Product: extracellular matrix protein 2
Exons: 10
Coding region: 184-2022 (612 amino acids)
Biological process (GO): extracellular matrix organization; positive regulation of cell-substrate adhesion
Cellular component (GO): extracellular matrix
Molecular function (GO): protein binding; heparin binding; collagen V binding
Source: RefSeq, a predicted model, not a curated record
GGCAGGCUGCUGCAGGCUGACCUGUUUGGCUGAGAGACUUUAUUAUUGCUUUUCACUGUAGAGUUCAUCGUCUCACUUUGGUCACGUUGUGUUCUCAUCACACUUGUUCUGCUCUUUUUUUGGAACUUCAGCUGUGACUUCACCCUCCAACUGAAGUAAGCGGAAUAGAGAGAAUACUCAGCAAUGCUAAGGUCCUGGAUAGUGUUCAUAUGGCUGGGUGGUACACUUUUAUCUGGAAAAAGCUCUCCACAUGAUGUAGCUGCAGAGUCACUUGAUUUAGAAGCAAAAGCAAAUCGGUUUGGAAUUGAUACCCGAAAAAUGCACAAUUUUGGUGUUUCAGCAACUUUAUCAACAGGUGAGGAAGGAGAGGAUGAUCCUAUCCAAAUGCAAUCAGAGCAGCUCCAGGACCUCCAAAUGCUGAAGGCAGACAGACAAAAAAGAGGAGCGUCGUGGUGGAAGAGGAAGCAUGCUGCCACAGUGGACUCCUUUGCAUAUAGAAUAGCAGGUAUAGGGAGACCCCUGGCGGGCUGGAGGAUGACCAAAAAGGGAGAAGACGCAAGCAGCACUUUAAUGGCUGUACUGAAGGAACUUCAUGCUGAGAAGAAGGAGUUGAUGGAUCAAAGGGGGAAAGCCCAGCAGGAGGAAGAAGAGGAGGAAGAUGACGAUGAUGAUGACGACGAUGAUGAUGAUGAUGAGGAGGAGGAAGAAGAUGAGGAGGAAGAAGAAGAAGAAGAAGAGGAGGAGGAAGAAGAGGAAGGGGAAGAAGAGGAGGAAGGAGCAGAAGAAGAGGAGAAGGAGGAAGAGGCAACUCAAGCUCCUAGCAGUGAGACAGAAACAAAUAGCAGCAGUCCCCAGGCUCAGUGUCAAACUGACAACAAUGAAAUAAGCUGCAGGGAUGUCGGCAUGACUCACCUGCCAAUCAUCCACAACCUGGAGGCCACCAAGCUGGACGUUGCAGGGAACAACAUCCGAAUAAUUCCAGCAGAAGUUUUCUCCGAGCUGCCAAAGUUGGAAACACUGGACCUUAGCAAAAACCAACUGAAUGAUGAUUCAUUCAGCCAAAAGCCACUUUAUAACUUGACCUCUCUGAAGAAGCUGAACUUAGAUGCCAACCAGCUCACAACGAUACCGGCACUGCCGCAGUCUCUUGAAGAACUGAGUGUGAACAACAACAAGCUUAGUGCCCUCUCCCCUCAUUGUUUCACAGGUAUGAUGAACCUGUUGAGCCUGGAGCUGGAAGAAAACAGUCUGCACGAGAGUGGUGUGUCACAUCAAGCUUUCAAACCACUCAAGAGGCUUCUCCACCUCAAGCUGGAGAACAACCACUUCCGUUCUCUCCCCAAGGGCCUUCCCCGCUCUCUGCAGACAUUAGAAAUGAAUGGGAACCUGAUAGAGGACGUGACAAGCGAGGCAAUGAGGGGCUUCACUCAUUUGAGAGUGAUGGACCUUAGUCACAACCUGCUGCACAAUGAAGGCCUUGCCCAACAUGCCUGGACACGGCUCAGAAGCCUGGAAGCCUUGGACCUGUCUUCCAAUCACCUGACAUCUGUGCCCCUGAAUCUGCCUCACCCUCUACGAAAACUGAACCUUCAACACAACAACAUAAGCCACAUCCCUGCCCUCACCUUUCGCCACAUGCGGCCCGGCCUACAGUCACUUUACCUGUCCCACAACACAUUGAGGAAUGAGGGGAUUGAGCGGGGGUCUUUUGUUGGAACGUACCGCUCGCUUGUUGAGCUCCUGAUGGACAACAACAUUCUGGGAGAGGUGCCUCGCUGGGUACGACAGUUUAAGAGGCUGCAGGUGCUGAGACUGGACAACAACCAUAUCAGGCGGGUGAGGCGGUGGGGGGUGUGUCACCCACUAAAUUCUGGCUCCACUUUGGCUUCUGUCCACUUGGAAAAUAACCUGCUGGUGGUAGAGAAGAUUCCCCCAAAUGCCUUCACGUGUCUCACGGAUGCACAGGGACUAGUACUCUAUCCUCAGCAGGGGGAUUCCCUCAGCAACUACACUUCAGCAUGACUUCACCACAAUUUGGUAGGAACUGUAGGUGGUCCUCGGGUUAUUGAGUUAUCAUUUCCCAUAAAUUAAUUAAAAACGUAAUUGUGGUUCAUAAACACUGGACUCGCUCGAGAACUAGUUUCAGCACACGCAGCGGAUGAAUAUGCGCUGUGUAGAUAACUGCUUAUUAAUUAACGUUUUGCACUUCAUUAUGUCAGGCAGUCGCUUCUGGUGGAAAUAUGCCACAGAAAAGAAAAGCCAUCACCAUGGAAGUGAAAAUGAACAUCGUAGCCCUGAGAGAGGAGAAACGCCCACCAAUAUUGGCCACACUGUUGCUAUUACAAUUUGGAUUAUCGCAACCAUCAUUAAGGAUAAAGAUGGUAUCCUUCAGCAUGUUAAAGAAUCUGCUCCUAUAAAGGCGACAGUGAUAACAGGUAGACUUAUUAUUGCUUAUUUGUUCUCCUGCUUCUUAUAUUUCCUCCUCACAAUAAGUCACAGAGUAAGGGUAUGGAGUUGUCCACUCUUUCUUAUUACUUUAAUUGUCGCAUUUAAUCUUUUCAUUAUUGUAUUUGAUAUGUCCUUUAUUUGUCCUGUGUACAGUGCUAGUGACUUAAGAAUUCAUUUAGGUAUAAUUUAGGUGUAAUAUCCGACUUACACUAAAACUAGACUUGCAUCACAGUGUAGGAGCGGAACUCGUACGUAACCCGAGGACCACCUUUAGUAUGAAAAGUUAAAUGCUCUACACUGUAAUCUGCUCAAGAGUGCAAUUGAAAAACAACCUCCCGCAACACAUUCAAAACAAACAUUCUUUGGGAAAUAUUUUGUUAUGAAAAUGUUGAGAUAUUUUCAAAAUAUGGGUUGUUUAUUAAAAUGUUUUAGCCUUUCAUUGACACAAUAUUAUUCUGUGGUAAAAUAUAAUACAAAUCAGAUACUGGAAUCAUGUUCAUACAGAGAUAAAUAUAAGCAUGCGUAGCCUUAUGUAUCUUAACCACCAUCAUUUACAUCACCACACAACGGUUGAAAUGAACUAUUGUGUUUACGUCAGCAGCCUUUUUAUGCGCUUCUGUGUAACGUUUUAAUGUGUAAAUAUUUAUACAUGUAAUGGAGAGCUAUCAAAUAUCUUACAUGCAAUAAUUAAGUACAGU